Messenger RNA from Scatophagus argus, 562 nucleotides. Its product is annotated as gamma-crystallin M2-like. NCBI's taxonomy places the organism in Eukaryota, Metazoa, Chordata, Actinopteri, Scatophagidae. The coding region runs from base 1 to 528 and encodes 175 amino acids. Gene Ontology annotation, biological process: lens development in camera-type eye; visual perception. Gene Ontology annotation, molecular function: structural constituent of eye lens. The record is from RefSeq and is a predicted model, not a curated record. The transcript has 3 exons.
AUGGGGAAGAUCACAUUUUUUGAGGAGAAGAACUUCCAAGGCCGCUGCUACAACUGUAGCAGUGACUGUGCUGACUUGCAUACGUACUUCAGCCGCUGCAACUCCAUCAGGGUGGAGAGUGGUGUGUGGGUGAUCUAUGAGAGACCCAGCUUCCAGGGCUUCCAGUACAUCCUCAGUCCUGGGGAGUAUGCAGACAAUCAGCAAUGGAUGGCCUUCAACGACAACGUCAAAUCCUGCCGUGCCAUCAAGAAUGUUUACGGCAGUUCAUGGAAGCUGAGGCUGUACGAGAGGCCGGAUUUCGGAGGUCAGAUGGUGGAGUGCUCCGAUGACUGUCCCUCAGUGUAUGAUGCCUACAAGAUGCGUGAGGCUUACUCCUGCGUGGUGACCGAUGGUGCCUGGGUAUUUUACGACCUCCCCAGCUACAGGGGGCACCAGUACCUCCUUGAGCGGGGCGAGUACCGGCAGCACAGUGACUGGGGGGCCUCCUCGCCUGGUAUAGGCUCCUUCCGCAGGAUCACAGAGUUUUAAUUGAACCUUGGCUUCAGCCUUGAGCAAAAGCGAU